Messenger RNA from Schizosaccharomyces japonicus yFS275, 3932 nucleotides. Its product is annotated as RNA polymerase II complex subunit Rpb2. Gene Ontology annotation, cellular component: RNA polymerase II, core complex; nucleus; pericentric heterochromatin. The coding region runs from base 125 to 3757 and encodes 1210 amino acids. NCBI's taxonomy places the organism in Eukaryota, Fungi, Ascomycota, Schizosaccharomycetes, Schizosaccharomycetales, Schizosaccharomycetaceae. The record is from RefSeq and is a predicted model, not a curated record. The transcript is spliced from 2 exons. Gene Ontology annotation, biological process: transcription by RNA polymerase II; transcription initiation at RNA polymerase II promoter; siRNA-mediated pericentric heterochromatin formation. Gene Ontology annotation, molecular function: DNA binding; ribonucleoside binding; DNA-directed RNA polymerase activity.
UUCCAGGUAACAUCCCCACAUCGGCUUAAGUAACAACUGCUGCACUCAAAGCCGUUUAGAGGCAAGACACGACACUACCUUCACCAACCGCCAACGUCUCCAUCACUUGCCUUUUUGGUGAAGAAUGUCUUAUGAGGAUUACCAGUACAAUGAGACAUUGACUCAAGAAGACUGCUGGACAGUGAUUUCCUCCUAUUUUGAGGAGAAUUCACUUGCUCGGCAGCAGCUUUCUUCUUUCGAUGAAUUUGUACAAAAUACAAUGCAGGAAAUCGUCGAUGACGAUUCAACGUUGACAUUGGAUCAAUAUGCCCAACAUACUGGUGCCCAAGGCGAUUAUACACGUCGAUAUGAAAUUAAUUUUGGACAAAUUUAUUUGUCGCGUCCUACGAUGACGGAGGCAGAUGGCAGUACUACUACUAUGUUUCCUCAAGAAGCAAGACUUCGUAACUUGACGUAUUCUUCACCGCUUUAUGUUGAUAUGCGCAAAAAAGUGAUGCGUGCACAGGACUCCAAUGUGCCAAUCGGUGAAGAAAUUUGGUUGACGGAGGAAGAGGACGAUGAACCUUCGAAGGUUUUCAUUGGAAAAAUCCCAAUUAUGCUUCGUUCGACAUUCUGUAUCUUAAAUGGCGUUAGUGAUUCCGAGCUUUACGAUCUAAACGAGUGUCCAUAUGACCAAGGUGGUUAUUUCAUUAUCAACGGUUCGGAAAAGGUUAUUAUUGCUCAGGAACGUUCAGCAGCAAAUAUUGUUCAAGUUUUUCGGAAAGCUGCUCCUAGCCCUAUUGCAUAUGUGGCCGAAAUUCGGUCUGCUUUGGAACGUGGCAGUCGUCUUAUUUCUUCAAUGCAGAUUAAACUUAUGGCACGCAGUACAGAAAAUUCGGGUCAAACAAUUAAAGCCACUCUCCCUUAUAUUCGGAGCGACAUUCCUAUUGUCGUUGUUUUCCGUGCACUUGGCGUUGUUCCUGAUCGUGAUAUUCUCGAACACAUUUGCUAUGAUCCCAACGACUUACAAAUGCUCGAAAUGAUGAAACCGUGUAUUGAAGAGGCUUUCGUUAUCCAAGACAAAGAUGUAGCCCUUGAUUACAUCGGUAAACGUGGUAGUACUACUGGUGUCACUCGUGAAAAGCGUCUUCGGUAUGCUCAUGACAUUUUGCAAAAGGAAAUGCUUCCUCACAUCACUACUUUAGAAGGUUUUGAGACGAGAAAAGCCUUCUUUUUGGGUUACAUGGUUCAUCGCAUGCUUCUGUGUGCUCUUGAGCGUCGUGAGCCUGAUGAUCGAGACCAUUUUGGUAAGAAGCGUUUGGAUCUUGCUGGUCCUCUUUUAGCAUCGCUAUUCCGAAUGCUCUUUAAAAAAAUGACUCGUGAUGUCUACAAAUAUAUGCAAAAAUGUGUCGAAACUAACAGAGAAUUCAAUCUUACUUUGGCUGUUAAGUCGAACACGAUUACUAAUGGUCUUCGUUACUCCCUUGCUACGGGUAAUUGGGGUGACCAAAAGCGUGGUCUUGCGAACCGUGUAGGUGUAUCACAGGUGCUUAAUCGCUAUACAUUUGCAUCAACUCUUUCCCAUUUGCGUCGUACAAACACCCCUAUUGGAAGAGAUGGUAAACUUGCUAAACCUCGUCAAUUGCACAACACGCAUUGGGGAAUGGUGUGUCCUGCUGAAACUCCUGAAGGUCAAGCUUGUGGCCUUGUCAAGAACCUUUCGCUUAUGAGUUACGUUUCUGUUGGUUCGCCCAGCGCUCCAAUUAUCGAGUUUCUUGAGGAAUGGGGUAUGGAGAGUUUGGAAGAUUAUAAUCCUUCUGCCUCACCCAAUGCUACUAAAGUCUUUGUUAAUGGUAUUUGGCUCGGCGUACAUCGGGAUCCCGUUCACCUUACCGAAACUCUCCGAAGCCUUCGUCGUCGUCUCGACAUUUCAGCUGAGGUUAGUAUUGUUCGUGACAUCCGUGAAAAAGAGUUGCGUCUUUUCACAGACGCUGGUCGUAUUUGUCGACCUUUGUUCAUUGUUGAUAAUGACUCAAAUAGUGACACGAAGGGUGAAUUGUGUAUCCGUAAAGAGCAUAUUCAACAACUUCUUGAGGAUAGAGAUCGUUUCGACAUCAAUGCCGAGCAAAGAUUUGGCUGGUCUAGCUUGAUUGCCAGUGGACUGAUUGAGUAUCUUGACGCCGAAGAAGAAGAAACCGUAAUGAUUGCCAUGAGUCCAGACGAUUUGGAGCUCUCUCGGCAAGCAAAUGCUGGUUACGAAAUGCAAGAAGAAUUAGAUCCUGCUAAAAGAGUUAAGCCAGCACCAAACCCUCAUGUUCACGCUUGGACUCAUUGCGAAAUUCAUCCAGCCAUGAUUCUUGGUAUCCUCGCAAGUAUUAUUCCUUUCCCCGAUCAUAACCAAUCCCCACGUAACACCUAUCAGUCUGCUAUGGGUAAGCAAGCUAUGGGUAUUUACCUUACCAACUACCAAGUUCGCAUGGAUACCAUGGCCAACAUUCUAUACUAUCCUCAAAAACCAUUAGCAACAACUCGUUCCAUGGAGUAUUUGAAGUUCCGUGAAUUACCUGCCGGUCAAAAUGCUAUUGUCGCAAUUUUGUGCUACAGUGGUUAUAAUCAGGAAGAUUCCAUUAUUAUGAAUCAAAGCAGUAUUGAUCGGGGUCUUUUUCGAAGUAUCUUCUAUCGUACUUAUAUGGAUCAAGAAAAGAAAAUUGGUAUGACUGUCAUGGAAGAGUUCGAAAGACCUACUCGCUCUACCACUUUGCGUAUGAAACACGGUACCUACGAUAAGUUGGAGGAUGAUGGCCUUAUUGCUCCCGGUACUCGUGUUUCUGGUGAUGACAUUAUUAUCGGUAAAACUGCACCUGUGCCCCCUGAUCAUGAAGAACUGGGUCAGAGAACUCAACUUCAUGCUAAGCGGGACGUAUCGACACCUCUUAGAAGUACUGAAAGCGGUAUCGUUGAUCAGGUAAUGGUUACUACCAACCAAGAAGGUCUCAAGUUCGUUAAAGUUCGAAUGAGAAGUACCAGAAUCCCUCAAAUUGGUGACAAGUUCGCUUCUCGUCACGGUCAAAAAGGUACUAUCGGUAUGACUUAUCGUCAUGAAGACAUGCCGUUCUCGGCACAGGGUAUUGUCCCUGAUAUUAUUAUUAAUCCUCACGCUAUUCCUUCACGUAUGACAGUUGCACAUCUUGUAGAGUGUCAACUGAGUAAGGUUUCUGCACUUUCAGGACUUGAAGGUGAUGCAACUCCGUUUACUGAGGUUACUGUUGAAGCUGUUUCAAAAUUGUUACGCUCUCACGGUUUUCACUCUCGUGGAUUUGAAGUUAUGUAUCACGGUCAUACCGGUAGAAAGCUCGUGGCCCAAGUGUUCCUUGGUCCUACUUACUAUCAACGUCUUAAGCAUUUAGUCGAUGAUAAAAUUCAUGCUCGUGCGCGUGGUCCUGUCCAGAUUCUUACACGUCAACCCGUCGAGGGUCGUUCCCGUGAUGGUGGUCUGCGUUUCGGUGAAAUGGAACGUGAUUGUCAGAUUUCCCAUGGUUGCAGCAGUGUACUACGUGAGCGUCUGUUCGAUUGCUCGGAUGCAUACCGAGUAAUCGUCUGUGAUCUUUGUGGUUUGAUUGCUAUUGCCAGUUUCAAAAAGAACUCUUAUGAAUGCCGUUCUUGCCAAAAUCGGACACGCUUUAGCCAGAUCUAUCUUCCUUACGCAGCAAAAUUGCUAUUCCAGGAGUUAAUGUCUAUGAACAUUGCACCGCGUUUGUUCACCAAAAGUCAUCAUUAAUGUGUUUCUUUUCUAUCUUCAGUGGUUAGAUGUUAGUUCUAACCGUUAAAAUGUACCCUAGGAUAAUAUCAUACGUUUUAUUUUUGUAAUAGAGCACCCAUAUAAUUGUUUAAACAAGUUAUACCUCAGAAUGUAAAGUACAGACAAACCCCUCAAUGAAACAUUUAGCCUGUUU